Molecule: messenger RNA, 652 nt
Organism: Osmerus eperlanus (European smelt)
Lineage: Eukaryota; Metazoa; Chordata; Actinopteri; Osmeriformes; Osmeridae
Gene: ndufb10
Product: NADH:ubiquinone oxidoreductase subunit B10
Exons: 4
Coding region: 76-588 (170 amino acids)
Source: RefSeq, a predicted model, not a curated record
CGCAACCUAAAAAAAAAAAAAAAGAGCAGAAGAGGUCGAAUAGAAGGGACUAUUAUACUGCUGAAAUAGAGCGCAAUGCCUCAAGAUUACGAUAAAGAUGCUUAUCCGGAGCCCCCCCGGAAAACUCCAGUUGCGGAAAAGCAGACAACUCUUCCCAAUCCAGCCCUGAUCUUGUCAAAGCUGUACUACUAUUCCGUGGACCUGCCAGUGACCACAGUCAAAGGUUUUGCUGAAGCAAUUCAGUCCAAGCACAAGUACUACUACUACCACCAGAAUUUCCGUCGUGUCCCUGAACUGACCGAGUGCCAGGAGGGAGACUACCUGUGCUACUAUGAGGCAGAAAUGCAAUGGAGAAGAGACCAUAAGGUGGACCAGGAGAUUGUGAAGGUUGUUCAGGAGCGUCUGAGGGCUUGCCAGCAGAGAGAGGGCAACAGCUACCACCAGAACUGUGUUAAGGAGCUCCAGCAGUUUGAGCAGGUGGCCAAGGCCUAUCAGUCACGCUAUGGGGAUCUGGGAGCUUAUGCCAGCGCAAGAAAAUGUCUGAUGAAGCAGAAAGAAAGGAUGGUGGCAGAGGCACAGAAGGCCUAGAAACUACUUCCGUAUUUCCAUGUAUUAAAUGUAAAAUAAAUGUUUAUGGGAUCUGAUCCUCGAU